Molecule: messenger RNA, 375 nt
Organism: Ceraceosorus guamensis
Lineage: Eukaryota; Fungi; Basidiomycota; Exobasidiomycetes; Ceraceosorales; Ceraceosoraceae
Exons: 3
Coding region: 1-375 (124 amino acids)
Source: RefSeq, a predicted model, not a curated record
AUGCUCGCCAAGCUCAUUUUCGCUAUGGCCAUUGCGGCUGCAGGUUCCACGUAUACCGAGUAUCCGAAUUUGAGAUUCGACGACAACAGUCCCUGGAUUUACAAGAUGACCUCUGGACUGAGAGACUACUCUGUGCCAAACGCUGCGGGUCUCUUUCUCAACACUUGUCGCGUCAACUAUGCGCAGACAAGUGGCUCGAAUGGCAGCUUCGGUCCUUAUCAUGGAAAGAUAGCUCUGUUCUGUCGUACGCCGACGUCGGGUAGUGAUGAUCCGCGCGACCUCACGGGCGAAGUCAUUGAUUACAUCAACAAGCAUGUGCGCGAGCCCGGCACGGAGGAGUGGAAGAUUGAGAGCACACCGAAGGAGAGCGGCUGA